GAUUCAGUCUAAUUGCUUUCAGCUGAGCUCACAGAUACCACCCAUAAGCUAAAAGCACACACAACCCUCAUGCAAUCACCUAUUCUUCCUGGUGGGGGGUGCUUAGAGCCAUUCCUAGCUCAACCAGUCCCUGAAUCCCGGUGUAAUUGGUGGGGUGGGUGGAGCUAGCACUCAAAACCUCACCCAUUUCUCCCUUACCAGCCAGCUGAGGAGCUCUCUUGCUGUUUAUAUGUUGAUUUCCCUCAGCUCUAGGGCACCAAGUGGGAGAAGAACCUGCCAUUUAGCUGGUAGAGAUGCCAGAGGGCCCAUCAGUGAGGAAAUUCCAGCUGCUGACCUCCCAUUUUGUGGGGCAAGUGGUGGCCAAGGUGGGGGGAAGCAGCAAGAAGAUUAAUGUGAAUGACCUGAAUGCCUUGAGGCUCCAGGAUUCCCAGGUUCAUGGCAAGAACUUAUUCCUAGCAUUUGUGGCAGCCAGCUCUCCCUUAGGACCAAGCGUGGAAGAGACAGUGCUGCAAAAAGAGGCUGCCACAGGGGCUAGUUCCCUUGCCCAGGGAGGGCAAGAGCAGGUUUGUGCUCCAUUGAUGCAUCCCCAGGAAGAGGAGCUGACGGAGGAACUCCAGAACUCCAGACCUGGUGCCCCAGGUGCAGCAUUGGGUCCAGGCAGUUGGCUGCGCUUCCACUUUGGCAUGUUUGGCAGCAUUCGGGCAAACGAGUUCUCAAGAGCAAGCAGAGCCAAUAAGAGGGGGGACUGGAAGGACCCUAUACCCAGGCUGGUGCUGUAUUUUGAGAGUGGAGGCUUCCUCGUUUUCUACAACUGUCGAAUGCACUGGUGCUCAUCUCCAGUGGCUGAUCCCACUUCUGACAUCCUGUCUGCGGAGUUCCACCGUGGCCAGGCGCUGGAUGCCCUCCGCACGCCCCGUCCCAUCUGUGACACCCUCUUGGACCAGAGAUACUUCUCAGGGCUGGGGAACAUCAUUAAGAAUGAAGUCCUGUACCUAGCAAAGAUCCAUCCAUUAACACAAGGAUCUCUCUUGGCACAAUCAGAUCUGGAGCAUCUGCUUGACUGUGCCGUUCAGUUCACCUCUGACUGGCUGCGGAGCAAGCUGCAAGGCAAAGGGCUGCACCUGCAGAUCUACCAGAAAGAGCAGUGUCCUCUUGGGCAUGUGGUGAUGAAAGGAACCCUUGGAUCCCCGGGUGGCUGGAAGAGGCUUACGUGGUGGUGUCCUCAGUGCCAACCUGCAGUGCUGUCAGCCGAUGGGGAUCUGACCCUGGACACUGAGUGACCUGGUUUUGUGUUCCUUCUUUCCUGGAAGGUGCCUAGGUGGUCUCUGAAAGGUCUUCUGACAAGGGCUUCAUGGUUUCUCUGGUGUUCUAGAAUCUGUUGCUUAUUGACAGUGAGUUGGCAGAGUGAACUGCUCAGCAGAGGUGACAGGAUUCACUAGAGUGCCUUGUGCCUCUGGAUACAGAAAGGAGAAAGUUUGUAUAUCUAUUUUUUUGUAGCGACACAACUGUGUAAAUAGUUUGACUAGUUCUGAGGUGUCCGCACUGGAGUGAAUGGAAAAACUAGGGUGUUGAGCAGGUGGCAUGAGUCCCCUUGACCCUAGUAUGAAUGCAACAACUGGUGGUGAUUGAACCAUGCAGAGGAAUGUACUCCUUUCUCCUGAACAGCUUGUGUAGUUCAGCAUUAGAUAAUCCUGCCUCUGCUUAUAGCUGAGUAUGCAUUCUGUAGUGAUUAGGUGUGGUUAAAAUUAAGUGGCUGUUCCCUCCAUCAGCUCUUAGCAGGACAGCAGCCUCCUUCCAAGGGAUGAAAACAAACUUCAGCAGUGCUUGGUGCAGCUCAUCUCUGCCCACCUGCUGCACUGUCUGCCCCAUAGGCAGGGAUGGCAAUGCUCAGUAAAAUCCAUAACUAAGUCGAAUCAGAAGUAUGGCAACUCUGGGAGUGUCUAACGAUGUUUGACAGGGAGUGCAUAAAACUGGUGAUCUGGAAGGUGGCUCUGAAGCAGGAAGGCCUGGAGGUGGAUUGGGCUGUCCCUAGUUGGUCAGGGUUGUGUCUCCAUGGAAGGUGGAGGCAGAAACUGAUGUCCUCUCCCCCUGAACUUGGCUUUAACAGUGGAUUGUUGACUUGAGUGAAAAAUAAAAACGGGAUUAGUGGAAAUGCUGA
This is a messenger RNA of Numida meleagris (helmeted guineafowl), 2158 nucleotides long. It is a transcript of the gene NEIL2, whose product is annotated as nei like DNA glycosylase 2. Bases 294 to 1280 code for a protein of 328 amino acids. The record is from RefSeq and is a predicted model, not a curated record. The transcript is spliced from 5 exons. NCBI's taxonomy places the organism in Eukaryota, Metazoa, Chordata, Aves, Galliformes, Numididae. Gene Ontology annotation, cellular component: nucleus. Gene Ontology annotation, molecular function: damaged DNA binding; DNA N-glycosylase activity; zinc ion binding. Gene Ontology annotation, biological process: base-excision repair.